AUGUUUCUGGUGUACCAAAAUGUUGUUAUUGUGUCAAACAUCCAACCUGACAUCCCACCUGACAUCCCACCUGACAUCCCACCUGACAUCCCACCUGACAUCCCACCUGACAUCCCACCUGACAUCCCACCUGACAUCCCACCUGACAUCCCACCUGACAUCCCACCUGACAUACCACCUGACAUACCACCUGACAUCCCACCUGACAUCCCACCUGACAUCCCACCUGACAUCCCACCUGACAUCCCACCUGACAUCCCACCUGACAUCCCACCUGACAUCCCACCUGACAUCCCACCUGACAUCCCACCUGACAUCCCACCUGACAUCCCACCUGACAUCCCACCUGACAUCCCACCUGACAUCCCACCUGACAUCCCACCUGACAUCCCACCUGACAUCCCACCUGACAUCCCACCUGACAUCCCACCUGACAUCCCACCUGACAUCCCACCUGACAUACCACCUGACAUACCACCUGACAUACCACCUGACAUACCACCUGACAUACCACCUGACAUACCACCUGACAUACCACCUGACAUACCACCUGACAUACCACCUGACAUACCACCUGACAUACCACCUGACAUACCACCUGACAUACCACCUGACAUACCACCUGACAUACCACCUGACAUACCACCUGACAUACCACCUGACAUACCACAUGACAUACCACAUGACAUACCACAUGACAUACCACAUGACAUCCCACAUGACAUCCCACAUGACAUCCCACAUGACAUCCCACAUGACAUCCCACAUGACAUCCCACAUGACAUCCCACAUGACAUCCCACAUGACAUCCCACAUGACAUCCCACAUGACAUCCCACAUGACAUCCCACAUGACAUCCCACAUGACAUCCCACAUGACAUCCCACAUGACAGCUAG
This is a messenger RNA of Physella acuta, 897 nucleotides long. RefSeq lists its product as uncharacterized. Lineage: Eukaryota; Metazoa; Mollusca; Gastropoda; Physidae. The record is from RefSeq and is a predicted model, not a curated record.